AUGGAUACUUGUGGUCGGUUGUUGCGUGAAAUUAAGGAGAACGCCAAAAACCAGGACGACACAGAGAUUUCACUAAGAGUCAAGGAGGAGUCAUUGUUCAAAUGGGAGGCGGUCAUUUCCGGGCCACCGGAUAGUCCAUUUGAAGGAUAUCGUUUUCGGUUGUCGAUCGACUGUCCCAGCAACUACCCAUUGAGUUCGCCAGAGGUCAGUUUUGUGACCCCCGUUUUCCACCCAAAUGUCAAGUGGAGUACCGGCGAGAUUUGCCUGGACGUUCUCAAGAACAAUUGGACCCCGGCGUGGACGCUGCAUUACGUUUGUCGAGCAAUUAUCGCCUUGCUCGGUGACCCCAAUGCCGACUCGCCGUUGAACUGUGAUGCGGGUAACCUUGUGCGCUCCGGAGAUGUGCGUGGCUACAACUCCCUCGCACGCAUGUACGUUAUCGAUUUUGGAAUACCGACCGACGAGUAA
Gregarina niphandrodes is the source of this 468-nucleotide messenger RNA. Its product is annotated as putative ubiquitin-conjugating enzyme E2. The record is from RefSeq and is a predicted model, not a curated record. Gene Ontology annotation, biological process: protein polyubiquitination. The transcript has 2 exons. Gene Ontology annotation, molecular function: ubiquitin conjugating enzyme activity. Lineage: Eukaryota; Apicomplexa; Conoidasida; Eugregarinorida; Gregarinidae. Bases 1 to 468 code for a protein of 155 amino acids. Gene Ontology annotation, cellular component: nucleus.